This is a messenger RNA of Metarhizium acridum CQMa 102, 2739 nucleotides long. Its product is annotated as Nucleoporin nup84. Lineage: Eukaryota; Fungi; Ascomycota; Sordariomycetes; Hypocreales; Clavicipitaceae. Gene Ontology annotation, molecular function: structural constituent of nuclear pore. Gene Ontology annotation, cellular component: nuclear pore; nuclear pore outer ring. The record is from RefSeq and is a predicted model, not a curated record. Gene Ontology annotation, biological process: protein import into nucleus; mRNA export from nucleus; post-transcriptional tethering of RNA polymerase II gene DNA at nuclear periphery.
AUGGACCCGAGCAAGAGACAACAACAACAGAUGGCCGCUGUAAACCCCGGACCAGAGGUCGAAGAUUUUGCUAACGCUUUGGAUGCUUGCUUAAUGCCAGGCCUCAGCGUUCAAGAGAAAAAGGCUCGUGUCUUGGACCUUCCACGCAAGUACCACGAGAAUGCGAUCCGCCGGUUAGCACAGAAGCGACCCAAGAGUGCACGAGGCGGCAGCGAGGACAUAGACAUGGACAUGGAUGAGCGGUUGAGUAAUGGGGCCAAAACAGAGAACUCAGAUGAUUUAAAGCAGCUGGAAAAGGAGGUUGAAACGUGGGACCUUUUCCGGCGGCUUCUUCCUUUGCGGUAUUCGGAUUCGAAUGACGAGUCGAUGCGAUUUUCUCCAUUUUCGGCCUCAAAACCGGCACGACGAGACUACGUAAGCGAAUACCUCACGACUGACGGCCUUGCCUUGGAGCGUCGUGCUGUUCUUCAAUGGCUGCAAACCAAUUCUGCCUCUGGGCCAGAUAUCGACGACCUAGCUCGAAAACUUCAGCAAGAUGCGGAUAGAGGAGACAUAAUUGCUCACGGCUGGCUUCACACACGAUCAAAAAUAAAGCUCAGGAAGAGCAUGACAGCGUGGCCACAUUUGUUAGAUCGUCAGUCGCCCAAUGUGACAGCAUCCCAUCUUAACGCGGACGGCUCACCGCUAGUUACACACCUCGACCCUGAUGCCUCCACCCGACAGCGCCGCAAGUUGGAACCUCAAGAUGAAUUCUUUGAGCGGGCUAUAUGGCUUGGGUGCUUUAAGCAUUUGCGACGAGGUAGCAGCCUGAAAGAUAUACGUGAGUGGUGCCAAGAGCGGACGGAGCUGUGGAGGGCCGUCUCAAUGUCCGCCAUGCCACUGUCUAUUGAUGACAACCAAAGUCCCGCAUCGAAUAUUGACCCGUCAGCCUUGGCACUAUGGCGAAGAAUGUGUUUUGCAUUGGCCAGACAAGGGGGCUCCUCUGAUGACGAGCGGGCUGUGUACGGAGUGCUGUCAGGAGACAUCUUGAGUGUGGAAAGGGUAGCAAAGACGUGGGACGAUUACCUUUUUGCCAACUACAACGCCCUUCUUCGAUCACAAAUCGACACAUACAUGCUAUCUCAGUGCCCAUCUGAUGUAGCGUCAAACCUGACGCAAUCGUUCCCAUCAUUUGAUGCAGUACAGUUUCACGGUAACCAGGAGGGCAUUGAGAAGCGACUCAUCAUCUCUAUUGAAUCAAGACCAAACAUGGAGGCGCAAGCUAGGGAGCCCAACAAGGCCCUUCAGGCAUCGUUCAUUGCGAAGGAACUAGAACGUCAUCUCUUUGAACAAGGACAGGUGCUGACCCGACGCGCAAAUGAAUUCGAAAAGUCUCGUCUUGUUCGCAGGGGUCUUGGAGCCCUUGAUGAUGUUGUAGAGGAGAAGUAUUUCGAUUUUCCACAGCACAGCGGACUACGGAUUGUCGCUCACGUGUUCGUCCUCAUCGCCUUAUUGAAACGGUUCGAAGGCCAUCGUCACAGUUGGAUGGAGCCCGGGUUCCCUCCAGACAAACGAUUCAUCCAGGAGAAUAUCCUUGCUAGUUACACAGACUAUUUACGACGAUGCAAGCUCCAGGAGCUAAUUCCACUGUACUGCUCGGUCUUGGACAGCCCUCGAUCUUACGAAGUUCUUGCUUGGAAUGUCAUUGAAGAACCCGACGCAAACAAUCGCAUGACGCAACUCAAACUCAUCAAGCGCGCUGGAAUAGACGUAUUGGCGUUUGUGGAGAGGCAAGCGACCCUAUUAUUUGAUGAGCUGGAUCAUGAUGCAACCUCAUUUGCUGCCGAAAAAUUGCUCAACAUUCUAGGUGAUGGCCCAGCAACUGCUCGGCAUGGCAGGCCCAUCAAACCCGACUUCUUUGGGGAGGAGGAGGACGAGGUUGACAUCAAGGAUGUCCACGUCAUCCGAUCUUUAGAGUGGCUCCUCACGGUCAGCGAAACCUGGCCCCAGGUAUUUUCUAUUGGCACAAGAGUGUACAAAUUCUUCCUUAGGAACUGCCGGCUUAACGCAGCGCGAAGACUGAUGCAGAAGGUUUCUUUUAGCGAAGUUAUGCGAGGCAUGACGGAUCAGGACGAGGGAGAUGUGGCCAUGUAUGACGAUGUCAACUUCUGGGUUCAACAGCUGCAGCUGAGUGGUAUCGAAAACGUACGGCCAGAGCAGGUGAUGGCUGACGCGCGGAACUACCGAGAACUCGAGGCUCUUGUUAAGGCGCUCGACAACCUCGAGACUAUGGCAUCGCUCGUUGUGAUAUCUAGGGAUGCUGAUGCAUCCAACCGAGAUUUCUGGAACGGCGUGGGUGCCACAAUUGACGCGACCAAGGACAACAUGCAGCCCUUGUUGCGCAACUGGCUCAUAUCUGGCAUUGAAGCCGGCGACAAUGAGCUUAAAAGGCUCAGACAAGCAUACCUACCGGAGACGAUCCUGGCAUACGUCAGCGCGCUACACUUUGCGGGAACUGGCCUGACACGCGAUCACCUCCUGGAAUGCAUGGAAUUGGCUUCCGUCAUCGCAGAAAGGAACUCUGACCUGGCGGACGCGUUUUUGAGUGCCGGGCGAAUGACGGAACUCGUGGAGGCGUUUACAGCGUGCAGCAAGGCACUAGCUAUUGCAACGGGGGAUAGCAAGAGGCCUGUUGGCUCGGCCAGCAAGGAGCUUCGAUAUAUGGGGUGGUCAAGAGAUCUGUGGUCAAUUAGAAACUAA